AUGUCGCCCACUCCCCUCCGCCCCGGCGUGUACGCGCCCACCAUGACCUUCUUCGACGCCAACGAGGAGCUCGACACCGCGGCUAUCCGCCGCCACGCCGUGCGCCUGGCCAAAGCCGGCCUGGUCGGCCUGGUGACGAUGGGCUCCAACGGUGAAGCCGUGCAUCUGACGCGCCAGGAGCGCAUGACUGUGACGCGCGAGACCCGCUCCGCCCUCGACGAGGCUGGGUUCAGCAACGUCCCCGUCAUUGCCGGCGCCAGCGAGCAGAGCAUCCGCGGCACCAUCGAGCUGUGCAAGGAGGUCGCCCAAGCGGGCGGCGAGUAUGCGCUUAUCGUUCCUCCCAGCUACUACCGCGCUGCCAUGGGCAACGACGAGACGCUCUAUGAGUUCUUCACGGCUGUGGCGGAUGGCUCGCCAGUGCCCCUCAUCCUGUACAACUACCCGGGCGCCGUGGCCGGCAUCGACAUGGACUCCGAUCUCAUCAUUCGCAUCUCCGCUCACCCCAACAUCGUCGGCACCAAGUUCACCUGCGCCAACACCGGCAAGCUGACCCGUGUCGCGCGCGCUCUUGGCGCCGUCACCCCGGCCUCGCCGCUGGCUCCAGCCCAGAAGCCCGCGCCGACGGUGGCCAAGCCCGACGCAAAGCACCCCUACGUCGCUUUUGGCGGUAUCGCCGACUUCAGUCUGCAGACUCUUGUCUCUGGGGGCUCUGCUAUCCUGGCCGGUGGCGCGAACGUCAUCCCGCGUCUGUGCGUGCGUAUCUUCAGCCUUUGGAGCGAAGGCAAGCUCGCCGAGGCCAUGGAGGCUCAGCAGCAGCUCAGCGCUGCUGACUGGGUUCUCACCAAGGCUGCUAUCCCUGGCACCAAGUCCGCUAUCCAGUCCUACUACGGCUACGGUGGGUUCCCGCGGCGGCCACUGGGUCGCCUCAGCGAGGCUCAGGCCCAGGCCGUGGCGGAUCAGAUCAAGGAUGCGAUGGAGGUUGAGCGCUCCCUGCCAGACAUUGCAUGA
Molecule: messenger RNA, 1008 nt
Organism: Penicillium lagena
Lineage: Eukaryota; Fungi; Ascomycota; Eurotiomycetes; Eurotiales; Aspergillaceae
Product: dihydrodipicolinate synthase family protein
Exons: 1
Coding region: 1-1008 (335 amino acids)
Molecular function (GO): 4-hydroxy-tetrahydrodipicolinate synthase activity
Source: RefSeq, a predicted model, not a curated record